Messenger RNA from Marmota flaviventris (yellow-bellied marmot), 1726 nucleotides. The record is from RefSeq and is a predicted model, not a curated record. Lineage: Eukaryota; Metazoa; Chordata; Mammalia; Rodentia; Sciuridae.
AUGUUCCCAGGCUGUCUGGCUCUGGCCCUUCUGUCUGUGCUGGGCGCGAGUACCCAGGCCUUCCAUGACGACCUUGUCAAAUGCUUUGAAGACCCCCAGUAUGAAGAACUACUACAGCUGGCUCAAGACGGGCUGGGGUAGACAGCUGAAAAGAAACGGAUAGUGGUGAUUGGGGCAGGCAUGGCUGGACUCACAGCUGCCAAGAUUUUGCAGGAUGCUGGCCACCAGGUGACUGUUCUGGAGGCUUCAGGGCAUGUAGGUGGCAGAAUUGAGACCCAUAGAGUUCCUGGAACACAGUUGUACAUAGAGUUGGGUGCCAUGAGGAUCCCCAUCAACCACAAGCUCUGUCAUGAGUUUAUCAGGAAAUUGGGGCUGACCCUCAAGGAGUUUUUCCCCUCCAACAACCAGACCUGGGUGCUGAUCAAUGGAGUGCGGCAGCGCACGGGGAUUGUGCAGGCUGACCCCAGCCUGCUAGGGUACCCAGUCAGAGCAGAUGAGGUGGGGAAGACAGGUGACCAGCUCUUUGAUGAAGCAUUCAGAAAGCUGGUGGAGGAGCUGAAGAACAGUAGCUGCAGCCAGAUUCUGGAGAAGUAUGACUCCUUCUCCACCAAGGAGUACCUGAUCAAGGUGGGGAACCUGAGUCAUGGGGCAGUGCAGAUGAUCGGGGACCUGCUGAACACAGACUCUGGCUACUACGAGUCCUUCAUAGAAACUCUGCGUGACCUGAUCAUCUUCUCUCAGGAAUCUCCGUUCCAUGAAAUCAUCGGAGGCUUUGACCAACUCCCUCAGGCCCUUCAUGAUGCCCUCUUGCCAGGGACAGUCUUGUUUCAUUCACCAGCAGAGGAAGUAGAGAUAUCUAGAGACCGUGUCCAUGUCACAUUCAGGACAGCUGACCCUCUGCAGCCCAGGUCACGUCUGACUGCCGAUUUUGUGGUGGUGGCCAGCACUGGCAAGGCUGCCCGGCUCCUCUGUUUUCGGCCACCCCACUCUCUCAACAAGGAGAAUUCACUACAUUCAGUCCACUACACCAGCGCCACCAAAGUGAUCCUGGCCUGCACACAGCGUUUCUGGGAGCAAGAAGGCAUAUUCGGUGGCAAGUCUAGCACCGACCGCCCCGCCUGCUUUAUCCACUAUCCCAGUCACAUCUUCCCCAAUGGCACAGGUGUCAUCCUGGCUUCCUGUACUGUGCAUGAUGAUUCCAUGUUCUUUGCUGCCAUGGAUGAUGCCCAGGUGGUAGAUGUCAUCUUGGAUGACCCAGCUGCUGUCCAUGACCGCCCCAAAGAACAGCUCCGGCCCUGCCCCUCUUCCACGGUCAAGCACUGGAGCCAAGACCCCUAUUCCAUGGGAGCGUUCACCUCCUUCCCUCCCUACCAAUAUGUGGACUACGCACAGGAGCUCAGCCAUUCAGAAGGGCGGGUCCACUUUGCUGGUGAACACACAGCCCUGCCCCAUGGCUGGAUUGAUACAGCUAUCAAAUCAGGGCUCAGGGCAGCAAAGAGCAUCCAAGAGUCUGUGGAUUUGGCUUUGACAAAGGAUCCUGGGGACACAAAAAAGGCCUACUCCAAAAGUGAGCUAUAAUCAGCUUGUAGCACCUAAGAAUUGGGGUGAUUCCAAUCACCUUGAUCCAUAGGAAAACCCUCAAAACCUACUCUCUCAUUUUAUCUUCACCUUUGCCCAAAGAUGCCAAAUCAAGGCCAAUGAACGGAGUCCCUACAAUAUUUGACCA